Molecule: messenger RNA, 1859 nt
Organism: Acyrthosiphon pisum (pea aphid)
Lineage: Eukaryota; Metazoa; Arthropoda; Insecta; Hemiptera; Aphididae
Exons: 12
Coding region: 220-1707 (495 amino acids)
Biological process (GO): snRNA transcription by RNA polymerase III; positive regulation of transcription by RNA polymerase III; snRNA transcription by RNA polymerase II
Cellular component (GO): transcription elongation factor complex
Source: RefSeq, a predicted model, not a curated record
CGAACUUAAAAUUACUAUACAAUUUUUAUUUGGUCAUCAUGUGCCACCAUAUUAUUCAGUAUUAAAUCAUACACUAAUGGAUAAAUAUGUAAUGCACUUAUUCAACCCUAAUGCUCCUACUGCUAAAAUUCUGAGGCAAUUCCGCCUAUCACAAGCAGGCAUUUGCUUCACUUGAGAUUUGUUCUUGAGCUUCAGUGACGUCAAACAUAGUUUUAACGAAUGCAUAAAGAAAUUAUUGAACAUGAACAAGAAAUGUUUGAUCAUUGGCUCUCAAACCUUUGGGAAGAAAAUUUGAAAAAUCGUCGACUAAAUGCCAUUCCGUUCAUUGAGAAUUACAUUAAAUCUGCUUGUAAUUUUUCAAAUAGUUAUAUUAAAUCACACUAUGGUGGUACAUAUAGUUCAAAGAUGAAGAUCGACUAUAAUAUAAGAGAUGAAGUUGAAGUGAAUCAAGUUGAAAUGUUAUAUUGUAAAAGAGUACAGACUAAUAAAAAUGGUACAAUAAUUAAUCUUCCUAUGGUAAUUGAUAUUGGAAAUCUAGAAUCAAAAAUUUCUUUUAAAGAUGGUGUGUUUAAUCCACCUCAAAAAAUUCCUCUUGUGGAAGAUGAAUGUUGUCGUACACUGUCAACAACAAAUGAUAUCGAUGUUAACAUAUGUUUAAGUAGUAUAAAAAGUAUUAUGAACCUAGAGAAACCCAAUAGUUUAUGGAUAAUUCCUGUCAAUGUAGAUAUUGAUAUUAAUGAGCGUAAAACAGUUUAUGUUGGAGGGGCAUUAUGUACAGGACAUUUCUCUCAACAAGAAAAAAGUUGGUACUAUCUUAGAAAAGAAUUGAAAAAAAAAUUCAAAAAAGCCUCACCUAAUGAAUCUGUUCAGGACGAUUAUAAUAAUUACAACUAUGAUAAAUGGAUGUUAAAAGUCAGUAAUGUCAAUGGUGUUGACAAAUCGUUCAAUUUACUUGUAAGAAAUAAACCCCAUGGCAUACAACAACAGAUCAAACCACAAAAUACCCCAGUAGUAAUAAUACCAAAGGUUGAGUAUCAGCCAGAAUUUGGCUUUGAAAAAGUCAGUGAAGAACAGCUUGUCGAAUAUUGGCUGGAUACAAGCUUCAGAUGUCCCAAAACCAAAUUAGCAUUAGUCUCAGUACAACACGAUAUGGACCUGAUGCAGGUGAAAUGGACAAUUGAAGAAGUAGAGAGUUUAAGUUCGAAUGGCAAAGACCAAAUGUACCUACAAAGAUUGUAUCUAACUCUAGAAAAACUCACACAAUUAGGCAAAGGAGAAUAUGUACUGCUACACAAUCCUAAAAAACCAUUUCAUGUUGACGUCUACCAGUCAUCAGUGUAUGGUGGUUUCAAUUUAUUGAACAUGUAUUUUGUUCUACAACAGACUGAAGUUUCUGAUUCAUUGGUUUGGAAUCCUAUAGACAGGGAAAUAUUAUGUCCAAUUCAUAAUUACUUCAAAGUUGCACCGUGCAUGUUCAGGCCAAAUCCUGAUCAAUUAGAUAUCCAAACGAUAAGUGAACAAGUGACCAAAUUCAAUACAGAUAGGAAGAGCAAGGAGAAUUAUGAAAAUGCACAACUACUAAGAAAAAAGAGGAUAAAAAUGGAAAAAAAUAAAAUCAAAAGGAAAUUAAAAAGAGAAAGUGAUAUUUUAUAUAAAAUCAAAAAUAAUACGCUAAACACUGGCAAUUCAUUGACACAAAUAAAUUAAAAACAAUCUACACCUCAUUUUGAUGAUAGUCAAAAAUUGUAAUCUUUGUAAUUAAAAAAAAAUAUUUUUUUCUUGUUAUGUUGAUGUUAGUAUAGGAUCUUUUAUGAAUGGAAAUAAAAGCAUUGAGCAAUAUUGUAUUCGUUGAGUUUAAA